CUCACACAAAAAAGCCAUUUCCUGGACUCUCUCUCUCUUCUCUCUCUCCUCAACAUGAGCUCAAGGCAAAGGCGCCCGUUCACCAGAGCGACGAAGAAGAAGAAGAAGCAAACGAAAAGUAGAUCGGAGAAACAAUACAGAGGAUUUUGCCGAGCGCAAAAGAACUGCACGAGAACAACCGUCGGUGGCGGCGCGUGCACUACCAUUUCCGACAAGCUUACGGCACUGAAAAGCCUGAUUCCGAUUCAAGACACCGAAAUUCUCAAAUCCGAUCAGUUGUUUCAAGAGACGGCGAACUACAUUGUCCGUCUCAAGGCACAAGUCUUCGUUCUUCAGAAGUUAGUCGACUUUUACGGUUCUAAUGAUGCCGAUGCCGCACUUUCCAAAUGAAAGAGAGAGGUUGCCUACUUUUCCCUCCGAUUUCUCUACUUUAAUUAAUUAGUUUUUGAAUCCUCGAUCGGAUUCGAUCGAUCUCUUCAACUGAUGAUCCAGAUAGAUAAGUUAAUUAGUGCCCGCUGAACAAACGAAGUUAGUUUUCCAUUUUCUUCUUCUUCUUCUACCUUUUACUUCAUUCAUAUAAAAAUUAAGUUAAAUCUGUAUGCUUA
Molecule: messenger RNA, 605 nt
Organism: Impatiens glandulifera
Lineage: Eukaryota; Viridiplantae; Streptophyta; Magnoliopsida; Ericales; Balsaminaceae
Exons: 1
Coding region: 55-390 (111 amino acids)
Biological process (GO): regulation of DNA-templated transcription
Source: RefSeq, a predicted model, not a curated record